AUGGUUUCAGGAUCCGCUCUUGUGAAGAAAGAACGUCCUGCCGCCACGACGCCGCUACCGUCAUUUGAAACGGAUCCCGCGGACGCCAAGGCCAAUGUCAGGGCUGCCCCGCCCUAUUCAAAACAGGGAAAGAGGGAAAAGGGCCAAAAUGCCACUGAAAUAGUUUUUUUUUUCUUAUUUUUAUUUUUCCAUAGGGAUUGGACUUGUGUAUGCGUGUGGGUGGGCCUCGGGUGUGGGUCAAGGGGCUUCCCCCGGACCUGGCUAAAGAACCCAGAAACCGCCCCCGCAAGCCAUUUUGCACCACGCCUCCUUUCACGGCAGACCCCGGGUAUUUUACUCCUUUUACCUUUUCCAACGCCUCGGUCAAGCAAGCCGACACUUCAAUUUGGCCGCUUUGUUGAAGAUAUGUGCUUGUUAUCUGUGCUAAAAGGUUUAUUUUCUUCGUGGGAAUGCGUUCUGGGAGGAACGAAAAGAAGCGUGAAUUUAAGAGAACUCCCAAUCCCAAGCGCGCAAGGUAAGAAGCAAAAUCAAAGCAACCCCCACUUUUUUUUCAGAGCAGAGAGUAAUGGCGGAAAGCGUUUUUGCUUUUGCGCGCUGAAUCGUGGCAACGGAGUUUUUUUUUUUACCUUUUGCGCGUGCCAAACUGUGGUGCGGAAAGCGAAUUCUUCGCCAAAACCGUACGGCGGGAACGCGUCAUUCUAA
This is a messenger RNA of Trypanosoma theileri, 702 nucleotides long. RefSeq lists its product as uncharacterized. Lineage: Eukaryota; Euglenozoa; Kinetoplastea; Trypanosomatida; Trypanosomatidae. Bases 1 to 702 code for a protein of 233 amino acids. The transcript has a single exon. The record is from RefSeq and is a predicted model, not a curated record.